GAAGUCCGCCCUACUCCCCCUCCCCCCUCUAAACUUGAGGGAUGUGGAGUUUAUUGUCUAUCGAUUUUUCGACUCGACUCACGAAAAUACUAUUACGCAACUUUCCCGUGGCGAUGUUUGGAUCACUUUUGUAGAGAACACAGCACGAGCGAGACGAAAGUGCGGUGGAAAAUUCUUUUUUGUACCUUGUGUGUGUGUUGAGACAAAUAAGAAAGGAAAUUGUUAAAGAGUGACAGUGUAGCUUUUGCUAAAACCGAAACUUUUCCACCUUCGCAAUGAGAGUAUUUUUUGUGUAUUUUCUCGUGCUGACCGUAAUUGUGAAGCACUCAUCCCCAGCGACAAUAUGGAAGGAUGUAAAUACAGUCACCCCAAAGCCAGGGGAUGAUGUGAAUGAGGAAGUAUUGGAGCUGGCACACCUGAAGAGUCUCACGAUGCAUGGGGAUGAUGCAAAGGAUUUACCGAGUCUAGAACAGCAACUGAAUGCCUUGGAGGAUGUGAAGAAACCCCCUCACAGAGGACAACCCGAGGAGGCAACUGGAUCCAACGAUGUACCCAACGACACAAACACCGAGGAAGAUGAAGAUAAAGGCCUAGAGUAUGAGAGUGAUCUGAAACCCCUGUUGAAGAAUAAUCAUGGAAAAUAUUCAGCCUUCGAUAUGGCUCAAUAUGUUUUCUGGACUGGUGAUGAAGCUGGUGUGGCGCGUGCCAUUGAGGAGUUAAUUCAUGAGAACUACAUCAGUCGCGAAAAGGCCAUAAAGUUGCUGAGUGAUAUUAAAAUGGAAAUUGAAUAUCUGCAAAAGGCCUAUGGGUCCCGUGGGUUGACUAGAGCCCCACCAACAGUACCCACUACCACCCCAAUGUCCACCUCAGCCCUACCCCCAGACAAUGAGUCCAAAUCCGAAUUUCUCAGUCGACUUCGCGGUAUGGCCACGAGUGGGCAGUACGGAAAUAUUCUCGAAAGUAAUGCCGUGGAUUACGAUGAGGCAGCUGGGCGGCUUCGCUUAGCAGACUUCCUGUAUGCUGAAUACUCCCUCGAGGAGAUAAUCUACCAAUUGGCAAAAGUAAUGUUCUCCCAAUCGCUAACAAAGGGCUCCGAGCAUGCCCACAUUGCACUCCAGCGACUCACGGAAUUCCUCGAAUCUGAAGGCAAUUACGGACGCAUCUCGCCGAGUUUGCAGAAAAAAGUACUCGAUGUCCUUCUUGCUGCUCUCUCAGACACCCUAGCCGAUGUCCAAAAUUCCCAGCAGCAACAGCAGCAGCAGCUUCCCAUUCACAAGGAACAGCAACACAAUUAGAGGAACUUCAGCGUA
Molecule: messenger RNA, 1310 nt
Organism: Lutzomyia longipalpis
Lineage: Eukaryota; Metazoa; Arthropoda; Insecta; Diptera; Psychodidae
Exons: 2
Coding region: 276-1295 (339 amino acids)
Source: RefSeq, a predicted model, not a curated record